Messenger RNA from Paraglomus occultum, 2043 nucleotides. NCBI's taxonomy places the organism in Eukaryota, Fungi, Glomeromycota, Glomeromycetes, Paraglomerales, Paraglomeraceae. The record is from the annotation of a GenBank genome assembly.
AUGAUAACGACUGCCAGCUUUCGGCUUAAUAAUGGCGUAGAGAUGCCGGCCUGUGGUUUGGGCACCUAUCGUAUCAAGCAACCUGAAAUAAUCGACUCUGUAGUCCGACAGGCGGUCAAAUGUGGCUAUCGACUGGUUGACUCGGCUGCUGUUUACAAAAAUGAAGAAGCCAUAGGGAAAACGAUAAGAAGCAUAAUUGAGGACACAUCAUCUGGACUCAGGAGGGAAGAUUUCUUCAUUACGAGUAAACUUGCCCCAAGAGAUCACGGAUUUGAGACCGCUUAUAACGCUUGUCUCACUUCGUUAAAAAAACUGGAUUUGGGUUAUCUCGAUCUUUUUCUUAUCCACUGGCCAGGGAGUCAAAGGCUUACGCAAGAUAACCCUCGGAAUAAAGUAAACAGACAACAGAGUUACAAAGCAUUAGAAAAGCUUUACGGAGAAGGCAAAGUCAGAGCUAUAGGGAUAAGCAAUUACACUCUUGCUCAUCUGGAAGAUCUUUUAACUUAUGCCUCCAUCACGCCACAAGUGCAUCAAUUCGAGGUCCAUCCUCUGUUGUAUCAGACGGAAUUGAUUGAUUUUUGUAAACGGUACAACAUUCUAGUUCAGGCCUAUUCUAGUCUUGGAGAAGGGAAGCUCGUAGAUGGAAGCCAUAAUAUUGAGGGAGUUGAAACCAUGGCCCAAAAGCAUGGAGUGAGUGAAGCCCAGGUAUACCUACGUUGGGGAUAUCAGCAUGGAUUUGGUGUUAUACCAAAGAGUACUAACCUUCAAAGGAUACAGAAAAACAGUGAGAUAUUUCAUUUUGAGUUGGAUGAUGAGAGUGCGAUAACCAAUAAGACUUUGUUAAGUAAUUUCAAGAUAUCCGCACCGAAAAGGGAGUUUUGGCUUCCACUUAAUCAUAAAAUAAUUCCCACACACGUUCAGGAAUCAUUCGUUUCUGUCAAACGCUCGACAUAUCACUCACGCACACCACUUUCAACUAGUCGCUCUUUCCCAAUUGGUCGUAUAAAUCAAAACUAUACCAGCUUGAUCAUAGAUGCAUCAAGAGAGACACGUAGGAUAUUAAAAUAUUUUGGCAUCGGGCUGGUUACAAUCGGUUUGCUAACUUUGAUAACGUGGAGAGGCAUACACUUAUACAUUGAAUACUUUUAUCACUCUACACCUUCGACUCUACCCAGAUUAGCCAGGGAUUGUCUCAGAGGAGCUUAUGUCCGCGAGGAAUUCUAUCCCGAUUCUCAUCUGGCUGAACAGUACCUCCAACAUGCCUUAAGAAUAGCCAUUCAAGAACAGCAACUUCCACCUGAUGAUCCAAUAGUACUAGACAUAAUAUUACGCAUGGCCAACAAUUCUGCAAUGAUUGAAAAUUACCAUGAUGCGCUCACCAGAUACGAAUCAGUUUGGCAAAUUUUAGUUGAUUCCGGGACGGAGGAGAACGUUGUUAAAGCCAUCGAGGUGUCAAAAAAGGUUUCGUGGGUGUGUAUUAAUAUGCACGAUUAUGAAAAAGCUGAAAAAUAUCUUAGAUGGUCCAUUGGGAGCAUGAGCCAAAAGGGGGAUGCAGGAAGUACUGUUCCGGCAAUAAUGAAUACAGACUUUAUUGAACAUAUGCUGUUAUUAGCAGGCAUCUAUGCGCAGCAAAAGCAUUAUAACAAGGCACUCGCGUUAUACGCAGGUAUUCUGAAACAGCUGAAAGAAACGCCGAACCGGUCUGAUCAGUCAUUCAUCUGCUAUGAAGCAAUAAUAAAAGGACACAUUGGCGAAAUUCUUUUUGGUCAGAACAAGUUGGACGACGCAAUGGGUUGGUUGCAACAAGGUCUUUUGCUAACCAAACAAGGAUCGGGAAUGCGUGCUUGUGACGAAUGUGCUGGAGUUAUUUUCAAUAACCUUGGAACGAUACACGAAUCAAGGGGGCAGAUGGAAGAUGCCAAAGAGUUUUAUCAAAAGGCUGUGGGAUAUGCCAAGAAAGCGGGAGAUGUUCGAGGUAUUGACGAGUUUCAGAAAAGACUAGAUGAUAUUGACCAAAAAACAGCAUCACAAAAGUCGGGGUAA